GGAAGGGGGGUCGGUGGGAGGGGCGCUGGUCUCGGGCCUAGGGGUCCGGAGCGGCUGAGGGGCGGGGAGCACGGCAGUAGGGAAGGCUGCGGUCUGGCCGUGGGUCUGGGGCCUGUGACUCACCGCCACUUUCCUGCCCGCGGGCCCUCCGCUGGAAAGGCGGCGGGGGCGGGGGGAGCGGUGUCUGGGCCCGGAACCGAGUGUGUGGGGCUCGGGCGCCAAGCCGGAAAGCGACGCAGAGCCGGACGCUGAGAGGUUCGGUUCCUGCCCAGUCCCGCUGUGGAGGUGCAGGGCGUACCCAGCCGCCCGCCUUCGCCACUGGGGCUCCGAUGUCCAGUUCGGCUCAGCGCAGAGGAGAUGAUUCAGUGAGGCAUAGCAUUGUUGUCUCCUACGGUUUGCUGUCUGCUUCCGGGUCUCGCUAUGUAGUUCAGCUGGCCUCGAACUCGAUGCUCCUGCCUCAGCCUCCUUGGUGCUGAGAUUCCAAGGGUGUGCCACCACAGCAGGUAGAAUUACACCCUUGAAAAGAGACUAAAGUAAAACAGGGGCACUGUAGAAGUGCGACAAUGGCCCAAGGAACAGCUCGGGGAUACUUUUGUGUUAAGUGGUUCAAGAUAUGAUUUGAAAACUUAUGUGUUCAGUUUCAUACUUGGACAGACGGAUGCGAGAGGCUGAACAAACUCAAUCCCCGUGUGAGCAUGCCUUUGUAAAAGCAAAAAAAAGAAGCUAUAUCAGAGAAGAAGAUCUGAAGUCUUCAAGCAUUGUAAAUAAGAGUGGUACAAAAAUCCCUGGAGCUGACUCAGUGAGAAUUGAUACAUUUCCAGAAGCUUAAUUGCGGACCACAAGGAUGCAGGCUUUUGGCAUACAUUGCCAUAUUGCCCUCCAGAAGCAUUUCACUAGUUUAAAUUCUUACCAGUAAAAGAUGAGAAGAUACAGAGACAAGUGAUUGUGCAAACAGACUGGCGUAAAAUAGAUAAUACAGUUGUCACUUGUGUGUUUUGAAGAAAUCCUUUCCUUUGUUACGUUCUCUGCUUCCAGUUUGAGCUUCUAUUUUGGUUUUGGGAAUUGAGUUCACAGUUACGGAAGCAGGACCAAGCCCUACUGAUAUCAUCUAGGAGUAAAGAAAACAGAAAUUAUGAGUGGAAGAUCUCAAGUCCACAUUUUUUGGGGUGCUCCAGUUGGUCCCUUGAAAAUGACAGUAUCUCAGGGAACAGCUUCUUUAAUGUCCACAGCUGAUCCUUGGGAGGAAAUCCAGCUGUUGUACCAUCAAUGUGCUUUACAUGUGCAGGAAGACAGCUGCACUCCUGGGAAUCUGAAAGACUGCAGAGUCCUGGAAGGGGUGGGCACUCUAGAUCUUGUGAGCUCUGUUCAGAGGAGACAUGGUUUUCUGCACUCUACUUCUGAAACACAAGAUAGAAAACCCCAGAAGAUUUUUUCCUCAGGCCUGAGUGCUGUGCCCUCCUCUAGUGCACAGAUUAGAGGAUUAAAGGACAGAGCCCAGAAUUUACCUAAAGAAGGAAGACAGCAGAAGCUUCAGUGUGAAAGUAAAAUCACAGGUGAACAGCCUGAAAAUCAGUCAAAUACAUGUCAAAACUUUCAGACAGAGUCCUUUCAUUUAGGCCACAAAUGUGCAGCUAUGGUGGAUUUGGUCUCUAGCACUGAACACAUCAAUACAGGACCUGAAGUUGUAGAGACCAAAUGUGUGCCAACAGAAUAUCAGGAAAUACAGAGCCAACAUCUGGAAUUACUCUCCUCUAUUGCAGUGGAUGAGCCAGGGCCUGCAGGAGCAGCGAGGAAGGGCUCCAGUCCUAACAUCUCUGUGACCAGUGAAUUUCUCAGCAUCAUGACCUGCAGCCAGGUUGCUUUCUUAGCUCAAAGGAAGGCGAAAAGGCAGAAGUCCAGAAGUACAGGAACUGUAAACAUGGAGACUGAACCAAAGGCAGGGCCUGGGGAAGUAAGAAUGACUGAAGAUAAUGUGAUUCAGCCUAAAGAAGAUUUUGUGGGAGGACAUGAAAGUAGACAAGACCAAGCACAUUCCCUAGAACUUUUUAGUCCUGUCCACCCUGAAACAGAAAGUAGCCACAUUCACAUAGACCCUGGAAAAGUUCUGGAAGGAAAUGCAGGAUCUCAAGAACUGUUCAGUUGCGAAGAUGAACUGGCACCAAGUGAGAUACAUAUUGAGUUGUGUAGCUCAGGAAUACUGUGCUCCCAACUAAAUACCUUCCACGGAACUCCUGUCGGAAGAAGUCAGCCCUCCAAAGAUAACUUGGGCCAUUCUAAAGCUCUAUCUGAAGUUCCCCCAGAGUCUAAGAAGAUGAAAUUGUGUUCUAAUGCAAGAGAUUAUGCCAGAGCAAGGUACCAGAGGGUUGUGUCUGAAUUUAAGGGUGUUAAAAAGCUAUCACUAAUAAAAAAUUGUGAUUCUAAAAGCCAGAAGUAUAAUUGUUUAGUUAUGGUGCUAAUUCCAUGUCAUGUAAAAGAAGUAAACAUAAAAUCUGGACCAAAUUCUGGCUCUGUGGUGCCUUUAGCAACAAUUACAGUCAUCGAUCAAUCGGAAAUAAAGAAGAAGGUGGUUCUGUGGAGGACCAAGGCAUUCUGGGCACUUACUGUGUUUCUUGGAGAUAUAAUUUUACUCACAGAUGUCACUGUUCAUGAGGAUCAAUGGGCUGGAGAGACAGUACUUCAAUCAACAUUUACCAGUCAGUUAUUAAAUCUUGGGAGUUAUUCUUCUGUCCUGCCUGAAGAAUAUUCUAGUAUAGUUAGCACUGUUGUGCUUCACGACCUAUUGGCAUAUGUGUCUUCAAAACAUUCCUAUCUCAAAGGCCUUCCACAGAGGCGGCCUCAGAGAGCGAGCAAGGUAGAGUUUAUAGAACUGGAGCACCUGCAGCCUGAUAUGUUAGUCCAUGCUGUGCUGAGAGUUGUGGAUGUCAUUGUACUGACAGAGGCAUUGUACAAUUACAGAGGACAGAAGCAAAGGAAAGUUAUGUUAAUAGUGGAACAGACCCAAGGUCAACAUUAUAUGCUUGUGUUAUGGGGUCUUGGAGCAGCCUGGUACCCUCAGCUUCAAAGGAAAAAAGGUUAUAUUUGGGAAUUUAAAUAUCUUUAUGUUCAGCGCAAUUGCAUACUGGAGAGCUUGGAAUUGCAUACAACACCCUGGUCAUCCUCUGAGUGCCUAUUUGAUGAUGAUGUUAGGGCAAUUGCAUUUAAAUCAAAAUUUGAAGAAAGUACACCCUCCUUUGUCAAAAUGUCAGACUUAGCAACCCACUUAAAGGAUAAGUAUUCAGGAGUGGUUCUGAUUAAAGCGCAGAUCGUGGAGCUGGUGUUUCCUGUCAGAGCGGCUCAGGAGGUCCGUCUGAAUGCCCACAGCUCCCUGGAGCAUAUCCUGUCCUCGCUCCCCAGUAUUACUUACACUGGCUGUGCAGGGUGUGGAUCGGAACUGGACACGGAUGAGAACAAGAUCUACAGGCAGUGUCUUGGCUGCUUGCCGCUUUCUGGGAAGAAAAUGUACUACAGACCAGCUUUAAUGACCAUAGCUGAUGGAAGCCAUGUGGUUUGCGUUCAUGUAGGCUCCAAGCUCGUAGAGAAGAUUCUCCUCCACAUUUCUCCAGACUGCCUGGACAGAGUGAUAGUGCCGUCCUCGGAGGUCACCUACGGGAUGGUGGCUGCAGACCUGCUCCACUCCCUGCUGGCGGAUGGUACUGAGCCCCGAGUGCUGAAGAUUGGGAGUCUUUUUGUGUUGGAUGAGAACAGCUACCCUCUGCAGCAGGAUUUCUCCCUUCUGGACUUUUGCCCGGUGGGGCCCUGCCCUGAGGCCUCUUCCCGAAGAGGAGAUGCUGACUGAGCCCACUUGCAUUUUGAAGUAAACGAGGGAGGGGAAUUUGCUUUGAGUUUACUAAAUAAAUGUAUUUUACAAUAAAACUGUGCUAAAUAUAAAUUAAAACUAUUUUUCUAAGAAAA
Molecule: messenger RNA, 3951 nt
Organism: Chinchilla lanigera (long-tailed chinchilla)
Lineage: Eukaryota; Metazoa; Chordata; Mammalia; Rodentia; Chinchillidae
Gene: Shld2
Product: family with sequence similarity 35, member A
Exons: 12
Coding region: 1133-3835 (900 amino acids)
Biological process (GO): regulation of double-strand break repair via homologous recombination
Cellular component (GO): nucleus; site of double-strand break
Source: RefSeq, a predicted model, not a curated record